Messenger RNA from Cylas formicarius (sweet potato weevil), 1873 nucleotides. RefSeq names its product LIM domain only protein 3. The record is from RefSeq and is a predicted model, not a curated record. Lineage: Eukaryota; Metazoa; Arthropoda; Insecta; Coleoptera; Brentidae. The coding region runs from base 692 to 1510 and encodes 272 amino acids. The transcript is spliced from 8 exons.
GCUCGACGCCGCUCGGUUAAACGUUGCACCAGGUGAUCAGCGUAAACCUCCGACGAGGCACGAUCAGUCGCGAUUUCUGCGAUCGGCGUGAAUCGAGACGUCAGUUGAUUACAGACGCUGGUUUGGAUUGUACGUGCGCAGCAAUGUUUUUCGACGCUUUCCCGCGUGUUGGCAAACCAAGCUCUCGUUGGGAAUAACAAAACGCAUUGCCGCCAACACCCAAAGACUCUUUUAGUGCCGCAACUGACCCUCACGGGCCGUUGUCCUUGACUUGUAAAUAUAGAUGUCAGACGUUUAACUCUUUUUUCGGCUGCGUGCUGUUGUUGUGCGAUCAAGGUUAACUGGACCGGUAGAGAGUGUCGUUAGUUGACUUUUGAGUUCCGAACUUUCGACCAAUAAGAUUCUGCGUAACGAUAGAAAGGAUCGGUUUCAAUCAGGUAACGACACAAUGCCUCCGGCUGCACGGGAAUUUCGCUCUUUGACGAAAAGCUGGGUAAUUUCGAUCGAAGGCCCCAUCUGCUGGAUUUUUGAUAGUCGCGUCCACUAGCAAGGGGGGCCGACCACACGUAUCAGUUACCAGUUGAGGCCGAGUGAGUGGCUCCGAUCCCCCCAAACGAUUUUAUUCCAGAAGUACGGCGCGUACGCAAGCGCGCCCAACCCGUUCAAGCUGGCCGCCAGUGCAUUAGCCACGAUGAAUCCGCAUUAUCAUCCGUAUGGUGGCCCGGCCGAGCUGACGUCACCGCAUCCCCCUUCGCCCGAUAACAACAAUUAUCACGGACACACAGGUGGACCUCCGGGGCCCAUUAGUCGUAUGCAUCCAGCGAAUGGACACGCAAUCGGAUCGAUAGGUCUGCUGAGCGGGCCACACCACCACGAUCAACACCCGCACUCUCACCAUCCUCACCCGGCGUUCGGCAGUGGAGGUGGGGGAGGCGGGCCACCAAGUUCGGACGGCCCCCACCACCAGCAACAGCACCACAACCCUAGUAUAGCGAACAACAACAACAAUAACAAUGGCACGGUGAAAAUAUGUGCGGGUUGCGGCGGCAAGAUCGUCGAACGUUUUCUUUUGCACGCGUUGGACCGGUACUGGCACAACGGAUGCCUCAAGUGUACAUGUUGCGGGGCGAUGCUGGCCGAUAUCGGCACGUCGUGUUUCACUAGGGGCGGCAUGAUACUGUGCAAACAGGAUUACAUGAGGAUGUUCGGCAGUUCGGGAGCGUGCUCGGCCUGCGGCCAAACGAUACCCGCCAGUGAAUUGGUAAUGCGCAGUGGCGGGGGUAGCGGCCCAGGGGCGCAGUCGACACCCGGCGCACCUCUACACGUAUUCCACCUGAAAUGUUUCAUGUGCAGCAAGUGUCUGGCGCCGCUAGUACCUGGCGACCGAUACUAUAUGCUUGCGGGUAGUCUGGUGUGCGAACAAGACUGGCACAAACUGCUCAAAAGUUCGGCGGCUGCGCCCACCGUACGCAAAGGCAAAGUCGGCAGGCCGCGCAGGAGUCGAGACUGAGCACUAGACGACGCGAACAUCGAAACAGUUGGACCAUGGUAGCCGGAAGCAGAUUGGACAAGAGUGCAAUAAAUGGACAAGCAUUUCCGCAAACGAUGGCGGUGACGUAUUUCUGGUUCGGUCUUCCCCAGCAUAUCGUGUUUUCUAGUGAUAAAAACUGACGAUUGAGGUUCGCUCUCCAGGAUACUUUCAAACGUUCUGUGUAAAUCCGUGCAGCGGUCAAGUUCGACUAAAUCAUUCUGUACAUAUGUAAUCUUGUUUUCUCUUUUAUGUUUCUCUCGUCGAGGAGUUGUGUAAAAAGCUAAUUAUUUCGAAGAACUGUUCAAGGCCGAUAUUUCAUUAACAAAAUCGCGCGAAUUUUUA